CGUUGUUACAGCCGUUGCAUGUUACACGUGUUUUCGGCACGUUGAUUCUCAAGUCGACAGAGAAAUAUAAAAUUUCGUUAAAAAUGCCGUUACAGAAACUUUUUGUUCUGUAUGAACAUGCUGCUGGUUAUUCUUUGUUCCGUGUCAAGGAAUUUGAAGAAAUUGGUAUGUUGUUACCCCAAGUAAAGGAGACGGUAAAGGAUUUAUUACGUUUCCGUAGUGUUGUAACCCUUGUUGGGUUUGCACCCUUUAAGACAGCAGUGGCUGCUCUGGAAAAUAUCAACAGCAUUUCAGAGGGAAUCAUUACAGAAGAUUUAAAAAUCUUCUUGGACUCUUGUUUACCCGAAUCCACUAAGCAAGAGAUUGUUAUUCUCGGGGUUGCUGAUCCCAAAUUGGGUGUUAACAUUAACGAAGCACUCGGUAUAAAAUGUGAUCAUCUCAACGCUGUUCCUGAGAUCAUCAGAGGAAUAAGAUUUCAUUUUCACAACUUGGUGAAAGGCUUUACCCCUCAGACCUCUACUGUUUCGCAAUUGGGUCUCGGGCACAGUUACUCCAGAGCUAAAGUUAAAUUUAACGUGAAUCGAGUGGAUAACAUGAUUAUCCAGAGCAUAUCUUUACUGGACCAAUUGGAUAAAGAUAUCAACACAUUUAGCAUGCGCUUACGAGAAUGGUACGGAUAUCACUUCCCAGAACUUGUGAAAAUAGUUCCAGAAAAUUAUAUGUAUGCAAAAGUGGCAUUGGUAAUAAAAAAUAAGAAAGAAUUCACGGAAGAAAAUAUGGGAGCAUUAGAAAAUGCCGUCAUGGAUCUUGCGAAAGCACAGGCUAUCGUCAAUGCAAUAAAAUCGUCUAUGGGUAUGGACAUCAGUCCAGUAGAUUUGAUGAAUGCCGAGAUCUUUGCUGAGCGCAUAAUUGCCCUAACUGACUAUAGAAGGAAAAUGUCAUCCUAUCUCGAAUCCAAAAUGUCGAGUGUGGCACCGAAUUUAGCUACUUUAAUUGGGGAUCAAGUCGGUGCUAGAUUGAUAGCACAUGCCGGCUCGCUCACAAAGUUGGCAAAAGCUCCAUCGUCCACACUUCAAAUAUUGGGCGCAGAGAAAGCCUUGUUUAGGGCAUUAAAAAGCCGCGGGAAGUCGAAUACUCCAAAAUAUGGUCUCCUGUUUCACUCCACAUUCAUUGGUCGCGCCAUUGCGAAGGAUAAAGGCAGAAUGGCGAGAUUCUUGGCAAACAAAUGUUCUAUCGCUUCUAGAUUUGAUUGUUUUGCUGAUAGUCGAACAAAUGCCAUUGGUAAGAAGCUACGGGAGCAAACGGAGGACAGAUUGGCGUUUUUCUCAUCUGGUAAAGAACCAAAAAAGAAUAUAGAUGCGAUGAGGGAGGCAUUGGAGGAAACGCGGCAGAUAUUGGCUGAACAAACAGCCAUUAAGAAAAAGAGCGGUAAGAGGAAACGAAGCAAAGUGCUUGAAAAUGGCGAGGAGAAUGGACAUGGCGCAAACGGCGAAGCUGACACGUCGUUACAGAAGAAGAAGAAAAAGAAGAACAAGGAGACAUAGUUAUUAACGAAUUAACAUUUAUUCUUUAUUUCAAUGUAUUUGUUUAUCAAGAGGUACAGGAUAUUGUGCCAAGAUCAAGCGCAAGGGAGAAACUCAGGGAAAUAGACUGUGUACGUUAUGUGAUUAUAUGUACGAGAGGAGUCAGUAG
This is a messenger RNA of Ooceraea biroi (clonal raider ant), 1692 nucleotides long. Its product is annotated as nucleolar protein 56. Gene Ontology annotation, cellular component: small-subunit processome; box C/D methylation guide snoRNP complex. NCBI's taxonomy places the organism in Eukaryota, Metazoa, Arthropoda, Insecta, Hymenoptera, Formicidae. The record is from RefSeq and is a predicted model, not a curated record. Gene Ontology annotation, molecular function: snoRNA binding.